AAUUCCGUCCUCCGGAAGUAGAUUGUUGGUGUUUCCGUCUUUUCCCCUUUUCACACACGUUGUUUUCGUCAACUGUGGGUAAAUCGUAACUUUUUGACCAAGGUUUAAAACAAUGUCGGAGCAGAAGAGAGCGCGGCCCCGCGGCUCAGAUAAGGCGGAACAGGAGCAGGAAAAGCGGCGGAGGAACACGGAGAAGGUGGCCGUUCUGGGGCAGGAGGACUCCAGUGUUAAGAUUCUGGAGGAGCUGGUGUUCGGUGGGGAGGACGAGCUGCUGGACAGACUACUGCAGGACGAUGAGGCGCUGAGGAAUAAUUCAUCAAUAUCCAUCCAAGAAGAAGAAGCAGAAGAAGAAGAAGCAGACGAAGACGGUCCAGAGCCACAACCAAAGAAGAAGAGAAAAGCAGCCUGGGUGGAUGACGACGACGAACUGGAACAGAUAGUGGACAUGACUCAUCGGUCCAAGAGAGCCCUGGUUGGUGGCGCGGCUGAAGUGUCCAAUCAGCAGCUGCAGCAGAGAAUGAAGGAGCAAUUUCAGAAGGCGAUGGGCGGGACUCCAUCGUGGGCACAGCUGUGUGAUGGACAGAAGAAAAAGGACACGAUUGGUGAAGAUGAAGAUGAUGAGGAGGACGACGACCCAGACGAUCUCCUGAGGACGACAGGAAAUCUACUGACGACCUCGGAGCGUCUGUCCAGUGGUGUCCUCCAGAUAAAGAAGUGCCGCCAUGCCAACACUGCACGUCUCUCAGAGGAUCGGCUGACCAGUGUCCAGUUUCAUCCCAGUGCUCAGGUGGUCCUGACAGCCGGAAUGGACCAGUGCCUGUCCCUGUUCCAGGUGGACGGAAAGAACAACCCAAAAAUCCAGAGUGUCCACUUGGACCGUUUUCCAGUUCACAAAGCUCGCUUCAGUUCUGAUGGACAGAUGGUGAUGGCCACCAGUGUGAGGAACAGGAUGUUCUACCUGUAUCACAUGAUCCAGGGACGGGUGAUCGGCGUACACACACUCAGAGGUCUGAAUGAACCAAAAGUGAAGGAGUUCUGCAUUUGUCCUGAGGGAGGUGCCGUUCUGCUGACAGGGACCAGAGGCUAUGUGCAUUUGCUUGAGCUCAAGACUCAGGAAGUUGUCAACAGUGUGAAGAUCAACGGCGAAGUCAGGGGUGUGACUGUGGCGGGUGACAGCAGUAAAGUCUUUGUUCACUCAGAUGAGGGACAGGUGCACAUAUGGGAUGUUCGCAACAGUGGUCGUUGUCUUAACGUCUUCACAGACGAUGGUUGCGUGACGGCAACGUCAAUCGCUUCCUCACCUGAUGGACGUUUCCUGGCGUGCGGGUCUCAGUCAGGCGUAGUCAACAUCUACUCUCAGGAGGUGUGUCUAAAUUCAGCCAAUCCCAAACCUCUGAGGGCUGUUAAAAACCUGGUGACACCUGUCACUGCCAUGACCUUUAACUCCAGCUCUGAGAUCCUAGCCAUCGCCUCCCAAGCCCAGGACGAGGCUGUGCGGCUGGUCCACCUGCAGAGUCUCAGUGUCUUCUCGAACUUCCCCGUCUCCCGGAGGAAGAUGACGUACCGGACGUCCUGCAUGGACUUCUCACCCCACAGUGGCUUCUUUUCUUUGGCUAACAACAAAGGCCACGCCCCCCUAUUCAGACUUCUGCAUUACAAAAGUUUUUGAGCCCAGAAGAUCCAUAUCUGAUGAACAAACAAAGACAUCUUUAUAUUUACGAUUAUAGUAACGAUGAAUGAUCAUAUUAAAGUUAAAAAAAUUAUCAGCUGA
Messenger RNA from Cynoglossus semilaevis (tongue sole), 1771 nucleotides. RefSeq names its product UTP18 small subunit processome component (gene utp18). Gene Ontology annotation, cellular component: Pwp2p-containing subcomplex of 90S preribosome; small-subunit processome. Gene Ontology annotation, biological process: rRNA processing. The coding region runs from base 113 to 1669 and encodes 518 amino acids. The record is from RefSeq and is a predicted model, not a curated record. The transcript has 12 exons. Gene Ontology annotation, molecular function: protein binding. NCBI's taxonomy places the organism in Eukaryota, Metazoa, Chordata, Actinopteri, Pleuronectiformes, Cynoglossidae.